AUGCAAAGCGUUGUAGCACCCGGUGCUGACUGGGGAUCGUCUGCUCAUCGAUUCCCAAACUAUGUGGACGGUGAAGCCACGUGGCCCGCUCAGUUACUAGCUGACACAUCUGGUCGUUGUACCACAUACGAGAGCUUCCAAACUACAGUUGCCGAGAAUCCUGAUCGACCAUAUCUAGGCGAACGCAAGGUUGUGCACAAUAAAGAUGGUAGCACAAGCGUCGGAGAUUACGAAUUCGUGAAUUUCAAAGAGGCAAGCGAUACUGCUACGCUGAUCGGCUCUGGACUAAAAAGCCUUGGUAUUAGGAAAAACCAGACCGUGGGAUUAUACUCCAAAAAUCGAAUGGAAUGGACGUUGACGGAUCACGCUUUGUCGUCAUACACCCUGCCAUCAGUGGCAAUCUACGAUACACUUGAUCCUGAUUCUGUACAAUAUGUUAUGGAGCAUAGCGAGAUGAUAGCUGCUUUCUUUGAGAAAAUUCGUCUUGAGUCCGUUCUUACAGCCAUUGGAAAGGGUCUACCAGAUCUCAAGUACGCCAUUUGCUUCGAUGUUGUCACAUCUGAGGACAAGGCUAGAAUCACGAAAGCUGGCGUUGAGCUACUCAACCUGUGCGAACUAAAGGAUAUGGGCGUGGCGAAUGUGUCCCCACACGAUCCUCCCACUGCAUCGGAUGUUGCGGUACUCAUGUACACAUCCGGCACUACAGGAAACCCAAAAGGUGUGCAAAUCACCCACAACAACUUGAUGGCGGAUGUAGUUUCACUUCAGAAACGUUUGCAUGUAAGUAACCAAGAUGUGCACUUUUCGUUCCUUCCCUUGGCUCACAUCUUUGAACGAGUGAUACAAGCGUUAUGCGUUAGCCGGGGAUGUAGCAUAGGUUUCUAUCAAGGUAAACUACCCGAGCUGAUGCUGGAUAUCCAGACCUUGAAGCCUACUUUCUUCAUCGCCGUGCCUCGUAUUCUUUCACGCAUCUACGACAAGAUCAACCAAGGUGUUAAGGCUGGGGUCCUUAUGACAUGCGUCUCGCAGCGUUGGAGCGCGGAGAGGACACCCCUAUGCUUAAUGAAAAGGUCUUUGAUCGCAUGGGCUUGGCACUUGGUGGACGUGUCAAAUGGAUCCUCACCGGGUCAGCGCCUCUAG
Sphaeroforma arctica JP610 is the source of this 1140-nucleotide messenger RNA. RefSeq lists its product as hypothetical. The record is from RefSeq and is a predicted model, not a curated record. NCBI's taxonomy places the organism in Eukaryota, Ichthyosporea, Ichthyophonida. The transcript has a single exon. Bases 1 to 1140 code for a protein of 379 amino acids. Gene Ontology annotation, cellular component: endoplasmic reticulum; membrane. Gene Ontology annotation, molecular function: long-chain fatty acid-CoA ligase activity.